AUGCAUCUUCUUCACCGAGUCAGCAUGUUCAUUGUGAUCCGAUGCUCAAUUCACCCUUCCUCUUUGUCCCGGAUUUGCUUAAGCAUAAAAGAAGAAGAUUAUUCUGUUGUUGGAGUUGUGCGCGAAUCUGAUUCAGCAUUGUUGUUGCUUGAUUGCAGACGCGUUGAGGAAGAUGAUAAAGAAAAGCGGAGUUGUUGGCAAGCUGAUAUUAAGCCAUGUCCGAUUAAAGAUGGAAGAUGGACAAAAGGCGUUGUGUUCUUUACUUCGAGCAUGAGAGAAGAAGCAGGAAGACAUAUGAAGCAAGGCUGCUACUUGAAACUUGGUUACGACAUGGGUUUUGGAGGAAAGAAUGAGCUUAGGAUUAGGUUCAGGCUAAAGAUUUUGUAUUGGUUUUUCCUAUUUGAUGUAAGGUGCCAUUUAUAA
This is a messenger RNA of Vicia faba (fava bean), 423 nucleotides long. Lineage: Eukaryota; Viridiplantae; Streptophyta; Magnoliopsida; Fabales; Fabaceae. The record is from the annotation of a GenBank genome assembly.